Molecule: messenger RNA, 1710 nt
Organism: Cyprinodon variegatus (sheepshead minnow)
Lineage: Eukaryota; Metazoa; Chordata; Actinopteri; Cyprinodontiformes; Cyprinodontidae
Gene: hnrnph3
Product: heterogeneous nuclear ribonucleoprotein H3 (2H9)
Exons: 11
Coding region: 80-1279 (399 amino acids)
Biological process (GO): regulation of RNA splicing
Cellular component (GO): ribonucleoprotein complex; nucleoplasm
Molecular function (GO): RNA binding
Source: RefSeq, a predicted model, not a curated record
UAACACCCAACGAGGAAGAGGCUACCUGAGCGCGUUUCCUGAUAGUGAAAUUCUAGGAGCUGGAAAACACCGGGAAAGGAUGUCUUCAAAUGAUGAUGGGUAUGUGGUCCGUAUCAGAGGACUUCCUUGGAACUGCUCAAGGGACGAAGUGGCUAGCUUCUUCUCUGACUGUGACAUUGUGGGAGGCGCAGACGGAGUAUGUCUGACCUACACUAAAGAGGGUCGUUCCACCGGCGAGGCAUUUGUUGAGCUACAAACAGCUGAUGAUUACAAGAAUGCACUUGCCAAGGAUCGUAAAUACAUGGGACACAGAUACGUAGAAGUGUUUAAGUCAAAACUUAGUGAAAUGGAAUGGGUGCUGAGACGUAGCGGCCCUCCUCCUGACAGCUGCAAUGGCUGCAUGCUAAAAUUAAGAGGACUCCCCUUUGGCUGUAGCAAGGAGGAGAUUGUCCAGUUCUUUUCAGGGUUCAGAAUCGUGCCAAAUGGGAUAACUCUGCCAGUGGACUACCAGGGGAGGAGCACAGGGGAAGCCUUCGUGCAGUUUGCCUCAAAGGAGAUAGCAGAAAAGGCUCUGGGGAAACACAAGGAAAGAAUAGGGCACAGGUACAUAGAAAUCUUUAAAAGCAGCCGUUGGGAGAUCAAAGCCCACUAUGACCUUCCCCGGCGGGGGGGAACAACCCAGAGGCCUGGGCCCUAUGACAGACCUGUAGUAGCAGCCCCAAGGGGAAGCCUUUAUGGGCCUGGACGCAGUGUGGGUCUGAUAGACAACAUGAGGAGUGGAGGCGGUUAUGGAGGAGGUUACAGUAGUUUUGACAACUACAAUGGUCUCAAUGACUAUGGUUUUAGUGAUGGGAUGUUUAAUGACCGAAUGAGAGGAGAGAGAGGAGGAAGAGGAAUUGGAGGCCACGGUUAUGGUGGACCGUCUGAUGGUGGCUCAGGUUUCCACAGUGGCCAUUUCGUGCACAUGAGGGGUUUACCUUUUCGGGCCACAGAGGGCGACAUUGCAAAAUUCUUUGCUCCACUGAAUCCACUGAGGAUCCACAUUGAUAUGGCGCCUAAUGGGAAGCCAACUGGAGAGGCGGAUGUGGAGUUUCGCUGCCAUGAAGAUGCGGUGGCGGCCAUGUCCAAAGACAAGAAUCACAUGCAGCAUCGCUAUAUCGAGCUGUUCCUUAACUCAACAUCUAGUGGAGCACCUGAAAUGAGCCGUGGGGGAGGCGGUUACUACAGCAGCGGAGGAGGAGGAGGCUCAAGAAGUGGAGGACUACGAGGGGUGUACUGAUGUCCCCCAAUUGUCCUCUGAUAAAUCCUGGAGUUUGUCUGCGUCUUGGAACACCUGUUUUAAUAUUAUAGCAUUUCUUAUCAGGAAAGCUGAUGGUAGUCACUUAUUGUGUUACAAAUGACAUCAUUUAGUGCAGAGCUGUGACAAUUUCACCCCACAUAGAAUUUAGCCUGCAGCUCUGUUUCGACACCAUACCUGAAGAUUUAAUAUAGGAGAAAACACUUGCUUCCUUUGGUAAGAAAACAAAAUCCUAGUCCCUUAGUAUCUUGGGAACAUAUUUGUAUUUUGACUGUUUGUUCUUACAUUUUGUAUAUUUGGGUAUUGUAAUACAAUUAUCACAAAUAUAAAAGAGGUUCUUGCAUAGAGCAAAGAAAGAAAUGUUUGGAUUCGAGUAGGAACAUUUACAUUGUUUUGGUGCUGUGAAAAAAAAA